AUGUCAUAUUACGACAUUGACGCAAUCCUCACGGAUGCUGAGAAGAUUCCAUGUGAAUUCAAUGUCUCCGUGCUCAACCUCGGCCACCUCAAUAACAACCCAGGCGAGGACCUCAAGGCGGGCACGAAGCUGUCCCUCCCUCUCUGGCUCGGGGAAAUGCUCGCCCUCGCUAGUACCUCCGCCAGCGGCAGCACCAACGACGACGACACGAAGUCCUUCGUAAACCUUUCCCUUCCUGACGCCCUCUCCAGCGAGUGUAUACAAGCCCUCAAAGCCGAUCCCCGCGCCGUGCAGCUUCGCCAGCGGAGUAUCAACUUCUACGGGCUGGCUACGCGCCUGAUGGAUCUUUUCGAGGAGAGAGAGCUCGACAGCGUGCUGAGGAAGACGUUCGUCACUCGCGCUGCAGAGAUUGCCCUUCAUGCGAGGAAGAUGGGCGACCCUGCUGGGAAGGAGGGUGCCAGUAAUAUCGGCAUAGCAGCGGCACAAGACGAGUUCACCCGGGGUCUAGAUCAGUGGGAGAGGGACCUGUUCACCAAGGCACAUACCGGAUUGAAAGGUGGCAAGGAAUGGAUGCACAAUGUCAAGAAGCACUGA
This is a messenger RNA of Cryphonectria parasitica EP155, 594 nucleotides long. RefSeq lists its product as uncharacterized. Bases 1 to 594 code for a protein of 197 amino acids. The record is from RefSeq and is a predicted model, not a curated record. Gene Ontology annotation, cellular component: GINS complex. The transcript is spliced from 2 exons. Lineage: Eukaryota; Fungi; Ascomycota; Sordariomycetes; Diaporthales; Cryphonectriaceae. Gene Ontology annotation, biological process: mitotic DNA replication initiation.